AGGCAGAAAAUGGAAACUAUCAAGAGACUGAGGGGAAAACCGCUAGCGAUUCCUCCACUGGAUUUCAAUGGACUCCUGCGUCAGUGUUAUCGAUUGCUGUUGGCUUGGUGAUGGCGUACUACUCAGGAUCCACACACGGUUGGCUUAUGUCAACCUUACACGAGAACUUUCUAUGGUUCUCAAACAUCAAGGAGGUUGAGAGAGAGAUAUCCUUCCGCACAGAGACAGGGCUGUAUUACUCCUACUAUAAGCAACUCGUCAACGCACCCACUAUCUCACAAGGUUUGUACGAGUUGGUCCAUGACAACAUCACAGAACAUGGAAAAACUAUCAACAUCCUGGAGCGGUUUAACAUCUACCAGGAGGUGGUGAUGGCACUGCUGUACAGGCUCUUGUCUUUACAGAAAAUAGUCCAACCAGUGUACUUCUACAUCAAUGCUGUGUUUGGGCUCCAUGCUGUUUUGGUCAUGUCCUUAUAUGGAACAACCUGGUUGCUGUCUGGCUCCUGGCUGGCUGGAAUUUUAUCUGCAGCAUUUUACAUCUUCAAUAAAGUUGAUACUACCCGGGUGGAGUUCACCAUUGCUUUGCGAGAGAGCUGGGCCUUUCCUUUCUGGUACAUGCAGAUGUUUCUCCUCACAGUGUUCUUCCAUCCAAACCUUCAUCGCAACCUUAAGAUGGCAACAGUCCCACUCCUGUGUGUGUGCACCUUCUGUUUUACCCUGACCUGGCAGUUUGCACAGUUUGCACUACUUCUCCAGGCCAUGGCUCUGUUUGGAUGUGCAGUCCUGGAUGUCAUCCCAGCACAAAAGAUCCGUCAAGUCUGGCUGAUCCAGGCAGGGAGUCUCCUGGCCGUGUGUGUCUGUCAGUUCUUCAACAGGAUGGUCCUCUGUUCCCUGGUCCUCAGCUUUAUCCCAUCUGCCAUGAUCAUCAUUACAUUCAAGGAGCGGGUUUUUACAAGAAGAGGUCUCCCAUGGCAGUUUACUGGACUUGUUCUUAAUAUCACCAUGGUGAUGAUAUCAAUGGUGCUACUCAACAAAUAUGUUAUCAAGACCAUUAUCGAAACGGAUGCAGACCAUCACAUUUUUCACUUUCUGAUGGGGAAGUUUGGUUUAAGUGGUGACCAAAGAGACUUUGAUGCACAGCUGUAUCUUUGUGAAACUGCGUUUGGGGUUCUCCCGUUGGACACGUUCGUGCGUCUCUCUAAGCACCUUGUGUUUCCCCUGUAUGCCGUGGUCCACCUCUGUGCUCUACUGGUUUUGAUGCAGACAGUUCUACAAAAUUGGAGGACUCCUGUCUGUGACACCGGAGAUCCAGCCACGUGGAAUGAUGCACAGAAUCCACCUCUCUCAUCAGCACCCUCUCUGCUGUCACAGCGGCCACAGCUUGCCUAUCAUACCAUUUCUGCUGCCGUGUUUGGCUGUCUAGCCGUCUCGACCUUGAGGUUCAAGUACCUGUGGACCCCACACAUGUGUGUGCUAGCUGCAGCUGGUGUGGCUGAUCAUGAGACAUGGAAAAUCCUUCUGAAAAAGUUGCAUGUUGACCUGUCAGAGAGUAAGGUACAUCUAUGUAGACAUGUAGUCACAGCUGGGAUAUUGGCAAUGCUGUUUGCUGUGGCCCUGCCAUCAACUCUAGAGGAGCUAAAUCUACUGAAGGAGUUUCAUGACCCAGACACAGUUCAGCUCAUGGAGUGGAUCAAAAAAGAAACCCCCAGGAGUGCAGCUUUUACUGGCAGUAUGCAGCUUAUGGCAGGUGUGAAACUCUGCACAGGACGUCCAAUCACCAACCACCCUCACUACGAGGAUAGGGACCUGCGCAACAGAACCAAACAGUUGUACCAGAUCUAUGGUAGGAGACACCCUCAGGAAGUCCAUGCCAUUCUCAGAGCUCACAGCACCAGCUACAUCAUUGUAGAAAACAGCAUCUGUUAUGAGAGAGGUCACAAAGUGGGCUGUCGACUGCGAGACCUUGUGGACAUGACCAAUCAUCAUAUUAUCGAAGGGAUGACUAGAGGCUCAGAAGAUCAACCCCCAACACAUGCACGCUUUUGUCACGCUAUUCAAAGUGGGGCACCAGAGUAUAGAAAAUACUUCACCAUGGUUUUUCAGAAUAAAACUUUCCGUACUUACAAAGUAUCAUAAAAACUUAAGAAGACUCUACCACUCCUCCCUAUUUGGCUAGAGCACAUUAAAUUAAUGUUGACAUACAGAAACUUUCGUAGUUUUGACGUCGCAUACCGUUUCAAAACCAUCCUAGUGCAUGAUCAUCUUACACGUAUCUCUAGCAGAUGUACCAGUGGCAGACGAGCAACAUCCUUGCACAAGAUUGUUUCAGCACUUGGAUACUGCCUGCCCUCCAUAAGUAGAUAUGCUGGGUGUUUACUGAUCACAAUGUGUUAUACUUGGCCUCAAUGUCUUCUCUGUUAUCUGGUAUGAUAUUCUAAUAAUCUGUACUGCAUGGUACAUGUGCUGUUUCCUACCGAUUUAAUAGAAUUGAACUGUUAAUCCGCACACAUUUGACUUCAAUCGUUAUAAUUAUCAUAGAGUUACCUGUUUCCAGAGUUCAAUUAAAUCAAAAAGUUAUCUCUUCGAUGUGCUCUCUUUUCAGAAGAACCAUAUGUCUUAUGCAUGAAUGUUUCUUCACGGUUUACUAGUAUAGUCACAUUUCAUUCCUCUGUUAACUGCAAAUAACUGAGAACCAAGAGAUUAUGUUGGUGUGAAUAAAGUAAUAGAUAGCCCAUGGGAGGGACAUAGGGCCAGUCUCGCCCACCUUGGGGUCUCUAAGUCUAAGGGUGAACAGAGGAACUCAUGGACCUGGUAUAUCUUUAGCACAUGGCAAAUUUCCCCAAAGCUUCUCUAUUUCAUAACACUUGCAUAUUACUUUAUUACCCCACAGUUUUGGGCCACAGUCACACACUGCAUUUUUUUUUUUCAUUAAAAUUUUGAAUGAAAUAGACUCAAAACUUCUUUGAAAGUCCGAUACACAGAAAAUAGGUUUCUCUUCUUGUCUGAGGGAAAGUAGCCAUGUGCUAAGUGGAUCAAAAUCUUUAUUCUCUGAAAUCCCAUGGAUAUGGAUAUUGGCCUGCUAACUAAAUUCAAGAUGGCUAUGUACUUUGUCAACCCAACAAAUUUAACAUACAACAGAAGACAAGACAAGAUUAAGUCAAUUCAACAUGAUAACUUUAUUCCCUGCCCCUUGGAAAAUUCACAUAUCAUAAGUCAGACGUUGAGAUACAGGCAGAUACAAAGCAGCUCCCUAACUACUUCACAUACAUGUAGGGCUAAUUACUUUAGUAAUCUGGCAGCACUAUAGAUAACCAGCAAAUAAUGGUAGGUUAGUGAUGAACUACUCUGUAUCUUUAUGUGAACAUAACUUAUGCUUGACAUACAGUUCCUUGUUAGCGAUAACCAGUAGUUCCUCCCUACUUUUCCCUAGCUUACAAACGAAGACCAGCAAGAAGCUAUUUGCAAGCAAGGGAAGUUGCUUAAAAGCAUUUCCUUUCUAGGUGGAGUGUAACAUAACAGAAAAAUCUCUGUCAAAAAA
Branchiostoma floridae (Florida lancelet) is the source of this 3540-nucleotide messenger RNA. RefSeq names its product probable C-mannosyltransferase DPY19L3. NCBI's taxonomy places the organism in Eukaryota, Metazoa, Chordata, Leptocardii, Amphioxiformes, Branchiostomatidae. The record is from RefSeq and is a predicted model, not a curated record. Gene Ontology annotation, cellular component: nuclear inner membrane. Bases 111 to 2138 code for a protein of 675 amino acids. Gene Ontology annotation, molecular function: mannosyltransferase activity. The transcript is spliced from 15 exons.